Rotaria socialis is the source of this 2208-nucleotide messenger RNA. Lineage: Eukaryota; Metazoa; Rotifera; Eurotatoria; Philodinida; Philodinidae. The record is from the annotation of a GenBank genome assembly.
AUGACACAAUCUCCAUCACAACAACCUUAUGUACCUGACAUGACUGAUGAUGAUGUUGAACUAUUGAAACGAUUGGAAGAAGCAAAUCGACGAAUUGAAUAUGAUUUAAAGUCGCCUGUUAAUUCUGUGCCGGUUACUCUAGUAAAUUCACGUUCACCUGAAUUACAUCAUAAACAAUUACGGCAAGAUUCAGUUUCAAGCGAUUUAAGCAAUCUAACUACUGACAGUGAUGGUAAUCUUGAAAAUGAAUGGGUUCUAUGGAAUAAAAUAAUUAAUAAUUGGUCAGCGUAUAGUAGAAAAAAAUCUCAAUGGGUUAAAGAUAUGAUUCGAGCCGGUGUUCCCGUACAUUUUCGGCCAUUAGUUUGGCAAUGUUUAGCUAAAGUUGAGACAUCAAAUGCUAAAGAAAAAUAUAUUGAUUAUAUGAAAAUGACAUCGUCAUGUGAAAAAGUUAUUCGAAGAGAUAUUUCACGAACAUAUCCUGAACAUGAGCUUUUCAAAGAAAAACAUGGUGUUGGCCAAGAAAGAUUAUUCAAUGUGAUUAAGGCAUAUUCAUUGUUCGAUCGAGAAGUUGGCUAUUGUCAAGGCAUUGGCUUUAUUGUUGGACUAUUACUUAUGCAUAUGCCUGAAGAAGAGGCUUUUGCAGUACUUGUAUCUAUUAUGCAAGAUUUUUCCAUGCGUGAUAUGUAUAAACCAGAUAUGUAUUCGUUAGGUCUUUGUAUAUAUCAACUAGAAUGUAUGGUUCAAGAGUUUUUACCUGAAUUAUAUCGACAUUUACAAGCUGAAAAUUUCAAUACAUCAGUCUAUGCUUCAAGUUGGUUUUUAACAUUAUUUACAACUCAGUUUACUGUUAAUGUUGCUGCUCAUAUGAUGGAUUUGUUUCUGAAUGAGGGCAUAGAAAUUAUUUUUCGUAUGGCUAUCGCUUUACUUGAAAUUCAUCAAGAGGAAUUAAUGCUUUUAUCAAUGGAAGAUAUGCUAAAGUAUUUUCAAAAAGAAGUGCCCGUCAAACAUGAACAUGACCAUGAAACUUUAUUUCAACGCGCUUUUUCUGUGCAAUAUAAUGGCAAGAAAAUGAAAAAACUAGAAAAAGAAUACGUCGUUAUUCGUAAAGAAGAGCAAGAAGAACAAAUUGAAAUACGUAGAUUAAGAAAUGAAAAUCGUCUAUUAAAACAACGCGUUGAAAAUUUAGAAAAAGAAAGUGCAACGUUAGCCAAUCGUUUAAUUGAAGGUCAGGUAUUGAAUGCUCAACAUGCUGAAGAAUCUUAUCAAUUAAAACGUGAAAAUUAUACUCUAAAAAAGCAAUUAGACGAAAUUCUUCAUCAAAAUAAUGAUAAAACUACAUCGUCGACUAAGACUGAAAAUUCAUCUGAUUUUUCAAACGUAUCCGAGGAUAAAGAAGAAUUAGAAAAUCUUCGCGAAACAAUUAAUCGAUUAACAAUGGAAAAUCGUAAUUUACAAACUACACCGCAUGUCGAAAUCGCUGCUUUACAAGAUGAAUUAAUUCUUGUUAAAAUGCGCGAUGCCGAAGCUCAAGUUAGUAUAAAUGAACUUCGUCAACGUAUAGCUGAUCUCAAUCAUGAAUGGCAAGCUCAUUGUAGUACAUGUCAAACUAUACGUGAAAAAAAUUAUUUAAAUGAAGCCAAUCCUAAUAAUGAUGCUUAUGAUUUAAUUGCUCAUGAAUUAUUGUCACUGAAAAUGCGUGAAGCUCAAUUUGAUUCUGAUAAUAAACUUCUUUCACAAAAAUUAAUGGAUUCCGAUACACAAAAACAUGUUUUACACAAUCAAAUAAAACGUCAAGACGAUGAAAUGCAACGUGUUCGUCUUGAAUUAGAACAAUCUCGGAUACGUGAGAACGAAUUACGUACACAAUUGAACGAAUUUAAAAAUCAAUUGUAUGAUAGAGAAAUGAGAAAAAAAGAAGAUUCAAUGAUGUUACGUAUUCGAGAAGUUGAAAGUACUCAAGCCAUUGGUGAUUUACGUCAAAGAAUAGCUGAAUUAGAAGUUGCAAAUCAAGAAUUAAUCACUCGAGGUCAAAUUAUGGAUGAAAAAGAUAUUCAAGAAAAACUUAUUGAACUUCAAGACGAGCUAAGACGUACACCCCUUAUUCGUAGUAGUUCAUUGCCUACAAGACGUGCGAGUGUCAUUUAUGCCAGUGCAUCAUGGCCAAAAAGUGAUACUAUUGAUGAAGAUUCUUUUGAUGAUUCAGAGUGA